ACCAUGAAGAACCACACUCCAUACCAGUCGGUGGCGGUAAUGCACAUCUUCAAGUUAUUUGCCAACUGCCAAAAAAUAACACAGAAGAAGAAGGAGGAGGACCAUCGAGCUGGAACUGGACCUUAAAAGGUGAUUUAUGAAUCCGAACCGCUGCAGCUGAGCUCGGCUGCUUCCUUCGCAUAAAGAGGCUCCUUGUUCCUCCCAGAAACGGAACCAGCAGCGUCCAGGAGCCGCUGAGGACACAGAGACAGAGGGACAGACAGGGAUCCAGCUCGUUCAGUCCUUGUUCUCCAUCCCAUGCCUGGGACCAACAAGCACUCGUUAAGCACAGGACCUGGUUUGGUGGGACAGGCCUCAAAGAUUUGCCACAACAUUAUGUCUAUUAUUAGACAAGAUGUUCCUGCUCAUCAUUUUAUCCUCAACCUAAAAGAGAUUUCUCUUCUGGACCAGAGGGAAACAGAAUCUCUAAAAACCAGAGGGACAGCAGAGGAACCAGAACUUACACAAGUAAAAGAAGAAGAAUAUGGAUCAGAACCUAUGGAGAUUAUGAAGAAAGAAGACCACAUGGUACUAAAGCAAGAAACGGUUACCUUAAUAGGAACAGUUUCUGGAUCUAUUGAUAUAAAAGAAGAACCAGAGGAACUUACACAAGUAAAAGAAGAAAAGUUUGGAUCAGAACAUCUUCAGAUUGUAAAGAAAGACCACAUAGUUUGGAAGCAAGAGACAGAUACCUUGAUGGGAACAGUUUCUGGAUCUCUUGAAAUAAAAAAAGAACUAGAGGAACCAAAACUGAAACAAAUGAUGGAGGAUGAUCUUAAAUCAGCAUCUCAGCAGAUGGUAAAAGUUAAGAUUGAAGGCAUUUCUCAGGAUGAAAACCAGGAUGCACUGAAGCAGGAGACUGAUACAUUAAUGGGAACAGAUUAUGGAUCACUUCAAAUUAAAGAGGAACCAGUAGAACUAGAACCUAAGCAGGUGAAGGAAGAUGAGCAUAGUUCAGGACCUCAGCAGAUGGCAGAGAUAGAGCCUAAAGUAAUCAGUCGGGAUGAAGAACAGGAUGCACUGAAAAAUCAGACCGAUACCUUAAUUUUAAUGUCUUCUAAUGAUAAAACAGACCACAAACAUCCUGAACUAAAUGGAAAACGACUCAUCUUUCAAAACUUCUGUAAAGCAGAGCAUCAUCAGGAUACAAAGACUUAUGAAGCCUCAGAAUCCAGCAGAAGUCAAAGUGACAAUGUAGAGAAAGGGAUGAAAGACCAGAAAAUUCACAAAGAUAAAAAAUGUAAACAGUGUGAAGUGUGUAGUAAACGUUUUAAAUGUGGUGGUGAUUUAGGAGCUUAUAUGAGAACUCACACAGGUGGGAAACGUUUCUCAUGUAUAACCUGUGGAAAAGGCUUCAGGCGCAAAAGUCAUUUGAAUAGGCACAUGAUAACUCACACAGGCGAGAAGCCUUUCUCAUGUAAAACAUGUGAAAAAGGUUUCAGUGAUAAAUGUAGUUUAAAUAGACACGUGCGAAUCCAUACAGGAGAGAAACCUUUCUCAUGUAUAACCUGUGGAAAAGGUUUCUGUCACAAAUUUAAUUUGAAUAUCCACAUGAGAGCUCAUGCAGUAGAGAAGACUUUUUCAUGUGUAGAAUGUGGAAAAGGUUUCAUUGAUAAAAAUAGUUUGAAUAGACACAUGAGAAUCCAUACAGGAGAGAAGCCUUUCCCAUGUGGAACAUGUGAAAAAGGUUUCAGUGAUAAAGGUAGUUUAAAUAGACAUAUGAGAACACAUACAGAAGAGAAGCCGUUCUCAUGUCUGUCCUGUGGCAAAGUAUUCAAUCAAAAAAGCAUUUUAAAUACCCACAUGAGAACUCAUACAGGAGAAAAGCCUUUCGAUUGUGUUACCUGUGGAAAAUCUUUUAGUCGAAGAAGUCAAUUGAAUUACCACAUAAGAAUUCACACGGGUGAGAAACCGUUUCCAUGUAUGACAUGUGGAAAAAGUUUUUCUGAACCAAAUCAUUUGAAAUCACAUAUAAGAUCUCAUACAGGAGAGAAGCCUUUCUCAUGUCUAACCUGUGGAAAAGAUUUCAGUCAAAGAACCAAUUUGAAAAGCCACAUGAGAACACACGCAGGAGAGCUGCUUUUCUCAUGAAUAAAAUGUGGAAAAGGUUUCAGUCAUAAAAUUUGUUAGAUCAGACAUAUGAGAACUCACACAAAAUAGAAGCCUUUCCCAUGUAGGGAGUUUUUCCUCUCCACUGUCGCUACAUGCAUGCUCAGUAUGAGGGAUUGCUGCAAAGUCAACGCCAGUGACUGUCCACUGUCUCUACAUGCUCAUCCAGGAGGAGUGAAUGCUGCAAGUCACUGACUGGAUGCAAUCUGCUGGGUUUCCUUAGAUAGAAAAACUGUUUAAGCAAUUUAAAUAAUAAAGUGAACUGUUUGAUGAUUAGGAAUAAUUAGGAA
This is a messenger RNA of Girardinichthys multiradiatus, 2438 nucleotides long. Its product is annotated as oocyte zinc finger protein XlCOF22-like. The transcript has 3 exons. Gene Ontology annotation, molecular function: DNA-binding transcription factor activity, RNA polymerase II-specific; RNA polymerase II cis-regulatory region sequence-specific DNA binding. Lineage: Eukaryota; Metazoa; Chordata; Actinopteri; Cyprinodontiformes; Goodeidae. Gene Ontology annotation, biological process: negative regulation of transcription by RNA polymerase II; regulation of immune system process; regulation of cytokine production. The coding region runs from base 298 to 2130 and encodes 610 amino acids. The record is from RefSeq and is a predicted model, not a curated record.